AAGUAAAUCUGGAUGGAUGGAGUAAUAUACAUAUAUUAAAUUUUUAAUAAAACAAAAACAAAAAGAAUAAAAAAUCCUACAAACUAACUAUAUAAACCUCCACAAGUGUGAGCCAGCAUUUAUCAGUUGUUUGUUUGCAAGAUAAUUACAUUUUUUUUCUCUCUUGAGUAAGAAAAGGUGGGGGGAGAUUAGUUAUACUUAUGGCUUUUGUAGUUUCAAUGUUGUUGGCUAUCUUUGCCAUGGCUUUUUUCACUGUUCAAGCUCAAGAAUUUGCUCCUGCUCCUGCCCCUACUAGUGAUGGAAUAUCUGUAGAUCAAGGGAUUGCAUAUGUGUUGAUGCUGGUGGCUUUAGUUCUAACAUAUCUCAUCCAUCCUAUGGAUGCUUCUUCCUACAACUUCUUCUAAAUUUAGUGUCAGUUAUAACCUUUAAAUUAUGUUGCUUUUUUGGGAAAAUGGUUGUAAUCAUUCUUCAUAUGGAUUUAAUUGGUUAAUCCAUUCAUGUUUAAUUUAA
This is a messenger RNA of Solanum stenotomum, 510 nucleotides long. Its product is annotated as arabinogalactan protein 16. The record is from RefSeq and is a predicted model, not a curated record. NCBI's taxonomy places the organism in Eukaryota, Viridiplantae, Streptophyta, Magnoliopsida, Solanales, Solanaceae. The transcript is spliced from 2 exons. The coding region runs from base 201 to 404 and encodes 67 amino acids.